Molecule: messenger RNA, 3519 nt
Organism: Darwinula stevensoni
Lineage: Eukaryota; Metazoa; Arthropoda; Ostracoda; Podocopida; Darwinulidae
Source: the annotation of a GenBank genome assembly
AUGAAAAACAUCAAGGUCGUUGACGGGAGAGAGGAGGGUCUUGGAGAGGACCUUGAAGCAUUAAAGAAGUUUCUGAUGGAAACGGGCCAAGGAAAACACGUUCUGGUGGAUGAAGUCCCGAUCACGCUGGGAUUCCGAGGGAUCAUCACGUCGGAGGCGCUUUCCAAGCACUGGGAGUGGGUCGUGGGGUCGACCCCUUGCCUGAAGUCGAUCACCCUCUCCUUCCGACCGAACGACCAGUCCUACGAGAGGGACUUUCCCAUCCAGGAUGUGAACCCUGGAGGUCGGGAGGUGAGGGUUCUGGAGGGCGUGAAGCGAAACACCAGAAAAGUGGCCGAGCUGUUCCUAGCCAUCGGGGAUUACGCCCGCAGGAUCUUCCCGUCUCUCGAGAGGACCCUUCCAUUGAACUUAAAAGAGGCUGGGGAGGGAUUUAAAAGAGGAUUCCUCCCAGUUCUCUUUUCCAUUCCCUCUUGUUUCUCCAUUCAUCCGGGCGAAUGCAGGGACGCGAGGACCUGCGAGGCCGUGAGGGCCUUGCACGCGAUUCGCAUCGUAUACGAGGAACGCUCCGAGCCAUCAACUCCUAUUUUCGUCGUGGUUGAUAACGUAGAAAGAAAGAACGCCAUCGUGAGAGUAACAGCCUCGAUCUUCCCGUCCCUUCCCUUAAUCUUCCUCCUCUACAGCCAGAGACACCACGCCUGGAAAUUCCACGGACAUGGCGCCUCAGAGGGCUCGUCCCCCAUCGUCGUCGCCACCGAAAGCGAAAUGACCGGAUGCCACCCGAAUAACCUGACGAUCGUGGUCGAUCACUCCGGGUCCCAAUGGCACAACUACAGUCGACUGAUAGCAACGACCGGUGAAAACAAGGUUCUCGUGGUCGAAGAGGAACAGUUGAGAACAGGGAAGUUUUCCCACGUCACAAAGCAAAUCCCAGGUUGGACGAUCAAAGAGAGAGGCGUAGAUGAAGACCUGAAAUCAAGGCUGAACGAAGCCCGGUCGAAGUGCGACGCGCAAAGAAUCGCCAAUUUGAAAGAAGAGGAUUUCCCUCUUGCAUCUUUCCCCGGAAUGGAAACAGAUUGGAACGGGGUGGAGGGAGAGGAGAAACGCGACGUGGAAAUAAUGCUGAGAUCUUCCAUCUGUGGGAUAUUCGGUCCCCCAGCCUCUGGAAAAUCCCUGAGAGUGAGCCUGUUCAUCGCCCGAGCGACCGAGCGGGGGGAGAGAGUCGUCUUUCUCCACCCUGGGUACGUGUUGUUCCUGGAACACCGACGGCAUUUGGUGAAGAAGGACGAGGUGGACCUGUAUGAAAGCUUCGAUUCCAACAAGGUCAAGAGUUUCCAGGACGUCGUUGACCUAGUACAGGAGGCUCUGAAGGAAAAGGAGGGAAAGGGAAAGAAUAAGAAGACGAAGAAGAAGCAGGGAAAAGAGAAAGGCAGAGAAACGAGUCCCCUAAACGUCGUCGUCGAAGACUGUCCAUUGCUGGAGGAACUUAGCGAUACCAAAAGACUGAAAGAGCUGACGAAACGGCUGAUACUCACCUUCAAACCUCAUUCCGAAGACGCCUCUGGGAAAGCAGUCGGGAGGAUCAUAAAAAACUUUCGAGAGAGCCCAGACUGCACCGCGAUCGUACUCGAGUCUCAGCCCACCAACGUGCAUCUCCUUGAGCACAUCCAGAAAUACGAGACCGGAAAAGCGCUGAAGUUGGCAGCAAAGAGUCUGUCAGUUUACACCGUGCCCGCCGCCAUCGUAUACGGCUCACCCGUUGAGUACAUCGACUUGAACCAUUACAAGUGUUCGGGGCGACAUUUGGGAUACCUCUGCAGUGGAGACAAGCCAUGCAGCACAUUCAAGGCAGUCGCAUCCUGCGUCGCUCGGGUCGCUCGGGCUGCUCUCGCAGCGACGACAGACCACCAACACGGGGAACCCUCCAUCCGGGAUGUCCCACCAUCAGCCACACAGGAACCCUCCAUCCGGGAUGUCCGACCAUCAGCCACACAGGAACCCUCCAUCCGGGAUGUCCGACCAUCAGCCACACAGGAACCCUCCAUCCGGGAUGUCCGACCAUCAACCACACGGGAACACUCCAUCCGGGAUGUCCAUCUGCAGGCGAAAAACCAGGAGCCCUACGUCCUGGUGUCAGACGAACACCUACUAAAUUCACUGCAAUCCCUGAAAUCCUUCUUCGACGUUCAAGUGAUCCACUCAAGGGACUUCCGCGGAUGCGAAGCCUCCGUCAUCAUCUCCGUGAACGUGAACGACGACUGGCUUCUCGAAGUGAUUUCCCGCUCCAGAACUCGACUCAUCAUCAUCGACCACUUCCCCGACCACGAAGACCUCUGGACGACCAUGGUCGACGAGCAACGUGUGGAGACCUGGCUUGCCCCCUCUUCGGAGGACGGUGCAGCUAACCCAGAAUUCUUCCUGACGCUAAAUGAGCAGGCACAAUUUUUGAAAGAACCGACCUGGAACGACACCGGGGUCAGAAUCGGGGAGAAGGCGCUGGAAGAGGGCUUCCUCGACCGGGAGACCGGCGCGGUGCUCCCUCUCGACCGGGAGACAUGGAAAGUCCUCGAUGGACCUUUGCCUCUGCCCCGGUCAUCUUCUCCCCUCGCCGAUUGGGGAUACUCUUGGGAUGGAUACCCGGGAGAAGCGCCUGCAGUCAGCAGCGAAAGGAACAAGGGAAUUACCGACUUCCUGAAGGAGAGGGGUGUCGAAUGGGAGCCGGCGCAGAGCCCCCCAGUGGCCCUCGAGGUUCGAAGCGGCGGCGGGGGAGGCGUCCUGGAUUCCCUUUCCCUCGCUGUCGCGGGAUCGCUCUUGCAUCUUCCUCUCCUCGCGGUGCUUCUAGAGAAGGAAAAUCAGGGGGAUCCUCUUCCCCUAAUCAAACGUGGAGCAGAACUCCUUGGAAGACCAAUUGUCGUCAUUGGAAAAAAAUUAUCAGGAACCUUCCUCCCUGAAGGAGAUGAGACAAAUGACCUCGAAGGCUUGCUGCUCUUCGCUCAGAACGACUCUGAGCGCAUCUCCUUCCUCCCUGUUGUCCCUCGUCGAAGAAGUGGAGAUUCAUGGAUGAAAGUGGAGAAUCUCCCUCGAGUGCGCCUGGGAGGCUCGCUUCCCCCGUCAGGUGCGAGGAUUUCUUUCCGAGGGAAGUUGAAAGUGACCUGGAACAGGCACACAGCGAUCAUUUUGAGGUCGUUGGACAGGAAGCUGGCGAAACUGCCGCCCCUCAGUCCAGAUAUAUCCUAUUUAUCCCCAGGAAGUGGAGAUACAUGGAUGAAAGUGGAGAAGCUCCCUCGGGCGUGCCUAGGAGGCUCGCUUCCCCCGUCAGGUGCGAGGAUUUCUUUCCGAGGGAAGUUGAAAGUGACCUGGAACAGGCACACAGCGAUCAUUUUGAGGUCGUUGGACAGGAAGCUGGCGAAACUGCCGCCCCUCGGUCCAGAGGUGCUUCAGCCAGAGCAGAGACCCCAAUUAACCGGGUCCAUUGACAAACUUGGACGGAGAGAAAGACUCCGAUUCCUCAGGGGCGUUUAA